This is a messenger RNA of Manihot esculenta (cassava), 1889 nucleotides long. RefSeq names its product probable E3 ubiquitin-protein ligase RHB1A. The record is from RefSeq and is a predicted model, not a curated record. Gene Ontology annotation, molecular function: ubiquitin-protein transferase activity. NCBI's taxonomy places the organism in Eukaryota, Viridiplantae, Streptophyta, Magnoliopsida, Malpighiales, Euphorbiaceae. Bases 668 to 1279 code for a protein of 203 amino acids. The transcript is spliced from 3 exons.
AAAUCUUCAUCUUCUCUGGCCCUGUGCUUCCUAUGCUUUAGCUUUUGUAAUGCUUGAGAAACUAUUUCUAUCAUUACAUGAUUGGGUUGCAAUAUCAAGUUGGCUAGUUAUUUUGAUAAGUAAAGCAAUGCAAUCAUUUAUAUAAGCCCAUAUAAAAUAAAUUAAUAUUUAAUAUACUUGACACUCUUUCCAAAUUUAAUAUGCUAUCAGAGCCCAAUUAAUUGUCAAGUACUAACCAUGUGGUUGCACUUGAGAGGGGGAGUGUUGGGAAUCCUACAUUGGAAAGGCAUAAGAACGAAAAGGUGCUUAUAAGGUGAUUAAGAUCAUAAUUGAUACUUGGAUGUCAAUUAGUUUUCAUUGGAGUUCAAAACUGGAACAGAAUGAAUUUUGGUUUCCGUGAAAGAUAAACCUUAUAUGCAAUGUAACUCUGAACUAUAGCUUUCUAUUCUCUCAUGCCCUUGCAGCAGCUAUGCCUUGUCAUUGUCUCCAUUCCUUCAUUACUUUCUUUGCUCGCACCCCCCCUGGCAUGUCUCUGUUUCAUCCUUGUGUUUGUUAUCACAAUGACUAAUGGAUGUGAAUUGCAACCCUCAGAAUUGGACAUAAAGAUAUUUUUAAUGAGGGGCACAAGGUGUGGCAUGGUUUCACAUGCUUUGACCAAGAUUGCUAAAUGGAAACCUCUAACCUGCUAGUUUUUGUGAAAUGGAGUUCAUGGGAAUCACUGCCCAGCAGAAUAUCAUUCUUUAAAUUUUUAAACACUUUUCUGCAGUGCCCACCAGCUUUGGAAGAGCAUGAAUCCUUAACAUCUCACAAUGGCGCAGCAUCUGCAUUCGCUGCAGGUCUACUAGCUGAAUUGAAUCUUAAUACAUCUACACCUGAUACUUUCCGGUCUCCUCCUGCGCCUCUGCCAUAUGAUGUGGUUUUGGGAGGUCUACUAUCUUCAGAUUCUGAAUCUGUUAGAGAAACAAUUAGUGGCGGUAGUUUUGAAACUUUAGCGACAUGUGAGGAUCUUGAGGAACCCGAUUGCAAAACUCUAGCAAGUUCUUUGCCCAUCUCACCAAAGAAGCCAGAAAUAUCAAAAUUAAAUGAAGCUAUUGUUUCAGCAACAGAAGAAGAGGAUGCUUGUCCCAUUUGUCUUGAAGAGUAUGACACACAGAAUCCACAAUUUAUCACCAAAUGUGAACAUCAUUUUCACCUGUCAUGCAUUCUGGAGUGGAUGGAAAGGAGUGACACCUGCCCCAUAUGUGAUCAGGAAAUGGUAUUUGACCAUGACUUCAAUUAGUAGAUCUUUUAUGAUUUUCAAGAAUGAAAUUCUUUUGCUGUUUCAAUUGAAAGCUUGCGUACUUAGUUUGCUGCUGUCCUGUGUAAGUGCUGUCUCACGACUGUUCAGUUGAGUUCCCAUGGGUUGUUUUACGUUUGGUCUUGGUUGGUUUGAAGAGUUUGAAGUACCAUAGUUUUAUGUUGAUCAUCUCUGAGAAGGUCAAGAGAAAAGGAACGGAUUUUUAGUGCAACAUGAAAACAAGUUACCUCUUCAUAUCCCUUUGUUAAUACCUUGGUGUAUAGUUUUCAAAUGGGCCUGCAGAGUACAGAUAGCCACAUUGUUAUCAAGAGUUCAGGAAGAACAACCUUAGAGGAAGUUUUACGCAAACAAAGUUACAUAACAAAGAUAAAGCAAAUGUUCAUUUCCGUCUCCAUGUUUAUGUGAAUGAACUACAAUUCCCUUUCUGUUGUAUUUGAUUGUUGUAUGCUGCUUAAAUUUGGAUUUUUUUUGUCAGUCUUUGUAAAUUAAAUCUGUUAGAUUUCGAAGGAUUCAGAAUUGGGAACCCAAUUAGUGUAUGGAAAAUGAAAAGAUAUACCAUGUUUAUAUGCAUUCAAAUUGGCUUGGCAUUGAA